Micromonas pusilla CCMP1545 is the source of this 489-nucleotide messenger RNA. RefSeq lists its product as uncharacterized. The coding region runs from base 1 to 489 and encodes 162 amino acids. The transcript has a single exon. The record is from RefSeq and is a predicted model, not a curated record. NCBI's taxonomy places the organism in Eukaryota, Viridiplantae, Chlorophyta, Mamiellophyceae, Mamiellales, Mamiellaceae.
AUGCCCGUCCUCGCGCGCGCGACGACGCCGCGCGUCGCGGCGACGACGCGGACGCGGUCGAUCGAACCCGACGCGAUCAUCGCGUCCACGUCGUCGCCCUCCUCCUCCAUCGCAUCGCGUCGCGUCGCCGCGACCGCGGUCGCGUCGUCCAUCCCCGCCGCCGCGCUCCUCCUCCGCGCCUCCGCCGCGCGCGCGGCCGACGACGCCGCGGUCGGGAUCGCGGUCUGGCGCCCACCGGACGGAUCCAACCCGCUGGAAGGUCUCCUCGGCGGGGAGUCACCGAUCCCGUUCGUCGACGGGUCGCUGACGGGGUACUGGUUCGUGGACGUGUUCGCGUACAUGAACCUCGCGCUGGUCACCGGGCUCUUGCUCGUGCCGUCGUCCCCGGGGGGCGGGAAGGGCGGAGAAGAAGAAGAAGACGGAGGAGGAGGUGGAGGAGGAGGAGGAGGUGGGGACGGGAGCGAUGAGGGGGGAGGAGCUUCGAGGUAG